AUGGCCGUCCAAAAAGCUGGUCCGGCGUCGCGAGCGCCUAGCACUCGCCCAACGAGCGUCGCUCGCACCAUCGCCAAACGCCGAGCGAAGCCGUACAAGACUGAGCAGAGUCGCGUCCUGGCCAAGAAAAAGAAGCUGGACACCCAAACCACGACCAGAGGUGCUCCGGCUGGAUUCACCUACGUUGCCACAGGAACACCAGACCUCUCGGACCGUUGCAAACAGCUCUCCAAGCAGAGAGGAUUACCGGUUUACAUUGUGAAUGCAAAACCAGUCAGCAAGCACGCCAAUGAUCCCAACAAGGUCUCGCAUCACAUCCAUCGGAUCGGACAUCACUUCAAGACAAAUGUCGUCGAAGAGGCAUGUCAGGCCCUCGGCUAUACCUACAUCCGCGGGCAGUUCAUCAAAGAAGCAGACCUUGCAAACAUGAGCGAGAGAAGCAGGAUGGCUGCAGCCAUGGCUAGGCACGGCCUUCACCUUGAUCGGGAGAUCGAACACGAGACUGAUGACCAGGUCCGUGCCGCUAUCAAAGAACUCUUCCCAAAGAUCCCUGAACAAGAUCUUAAGGAGAUCCUAAGGCAUGCUUGGAAGGCGGGAAGUAAGCGGGUAGGAACCGUCGCCAAUCUCGAUCUGCCACGUCGCGUGCAACUGGCUGUGAUUGCUCGAAUCAGACAUUCCUACACUGACUAUGACUACCUGCUGAGAGCCUUCGAGUGGAAGGAAGCCAGAGAGCAUGUCGAGCCAGAUUGCUUGAAGAAACUGAUCGAGUGGCGCGGAGAGAAUGAAGACGAAGAUGACAAUGAGCUAGAGGAAGUCAUUAGAGAAACCAUCGUCAUUGAUGAUGAGGAGGAGGAGGAUGGGGACGACGAUGAUGGCCCUGAGACCAUCGUUCUUGAUGAUGAUGAUCCUGAGACCAUAGUCAUCGACGAUGACAGCGACGCUGAAGGUGCUAACGCUCGCGGCUACAAUACUGACACGAGCCUCGAGAUAAGCCAUAGGUUGGCUGUCGACGAUGAACUUGGUGCCGAGAGCAACGACGAGCACUCGAAGAUGUUUUUUGAGCGCUAUCAGCCCCGUCCGCGUAAUGCGCAGAGGAGAGACUUGGACGUGCGCCAGAAGAUCGGUGCUGUCAGGGAGUCGCUGCGCAAUGGACGCAUGGUGCAUCCGCCUUCGGCUCAGCAGGAAGUUGUUCGUGUCUACGUGCCAGACAGCUCAAAUGAGAUCGAGUUCGGAGGCCAGCGCUUUCGAAAGGCUCCUUCUGCAUCUCUACCGCCACCGUCGCCGCAUUACUUCAACCAACAGCAGCCUCCUCCACCGUCGCAGCGUUACCUUCAACAGCACCCUCCACCACCGCCAUUCGGAAACCAACACCCUGAGCCUCAAUUCAUGCAGCCACGCCAAUUGUCGGAAAUCAUCGUAUCGCCCAACAUGGCCCACGACCGCCCCGUCCCAUCUAUUGAGCCGCAAGAAGACCUGCGAAGGGUUGCAAUGGCGUCUGCAGCAAUGCAACAGAGCGACCCGAGGUCAGGCAAGAAUCGGUCGCAUCCCGCCACGCCUGAGAGUGAGGCAUUUGACAAGCGUCGCCGAAUUGAGGUGCCAUCACCCAGAAUGGGGACGAACUUCACAGGUCUCUCUCCUCACCAGGGCAACUCGCCUGGGCGUUCGUGGCAUUUGCCAGCUGCACCCAGACAAGAGCUGACUGCAGCAGAGAGUCCUCGUUUGCAGUAUCGAGGAAGCCCUUGGGCAGACGUUCGACGCGAGCACCAAGCACCGGCAAGUCCUGUGUAUCGUACACAUGGAGUGCCGGCCACCAACGGAAGAUUGGGUGAGUCUGGUUCUGGUCCUGGCCCUGCUCCGUACGAUCCAGAAAAGCCGCUCUUGAGGCUCGAAGACUAUGAAGAGCAUCGACGCGGAAGCGCUCCUCAGAUGACGGCUCCGCGCCCAGUGAGAGAUGACCGUCUUGAUUUCGUGGACGCACAGGUCGCACCGAUUCAAUAUGCUCCGUUACCCCAGCAGCCGCUUGACCAGCCAGUCCACUUCCGCUAUCGUGCAAUUGAUGAGCAGAGCUUCCGAUACCGUCCAGAGGCAUAUCCACAACCACAGGUCGUCUACGUGAAGACUCCGCAAACGCCGCUACCAGUGCAUGGUGCACCGGCAGCUGUUCAGCAAGUACCCAGAGAAGCUCCGCCAACAGCUUCGGGGGUCUUUCAGCAGCCUCCAGCACCACCGGCUCAGCAGCCUCAGCUUCAUCAUGGUGCGCCAGCACAACCCCCUCAGUUCUACUAUCCCCGCUGA
Zasmidium cellare ATCC 36951 is the source of this 2295-nucleotide messenger RNA. RefSeq lists its product as uncharacterized. Bases 1 to 2295 code for a protein of 764 amino acids. The transcript has 5 exons. NCBI's taxonomy places the organism in Eukaryota, Fungi, Ascomycota, Dothideomycetes, Mycosphaerellales, Mycosphaerellaceae. The record is from RefSeq and is a predicted model, not a curated record.